AGAGCGGCUUAAGGAAUAAAAAAAACAAUGGAGAAGACGCUCCUCUUUUUGCUCCUCUCUUCUUGGUUCUCUCUAUCGUCAAGUUCGCUGGGGAACGAAACCGACAUGCUCUCGCUUCAAGCUCUCAAGGAUCAAAUAACCAACGAUCCUUCGGGGGCUCUGAUCUCGUGGAACGACACCAACCCUUUCUGCAGCUGGGUCGGAGUCUCGUGCGGCAGAACGCAUCGCCUUCAGAGGGUCACCGCCUUGGACCUCAGCUCCCUGGGCCUCUCGGGUUCCAUUUCGCCAUCCGUAGCCAACCUCACCUUCCUCGUGAACCUCACCCUCAACGACAACGGUUUUCGCGGCGCGAUACCCGACGAUAUCUGCAGCCUGAACCGGAUGCAGACUCUUGACCUGAGCGGUAAUUCGCUGCACGGGGCCAUCCCGGUCAACUUGACGCGCUGCUCCGGCCUGACGACGCUCGAUUUGGGUAGCAACGCCCUGUCCGGGGCCAUCCCCGAAGGGCUCGGCCUCCUUCCGAAGCUCAGCUUCGUCGGCCUCUCGAAUAACAGCCUAAGAGGGCCCAUCCCAGCCUCACUCGGCAACCUCUCGUCUCUGCAUCACAUCGCGCUCCGCACCAAUCGGUUGGAGGGGAGCGUCCCUGACGAAAUCGGAAACCUGCGGGGUCUGCAAUAUUUCCAGGUUUCUGAUAACGAGCUUUCAGGGACCGUUCCUUCCUCCCUCUUCAACCUGUCAAGAUUGUACUACUUCGGCCUGGCGCAUAACCAAUUUGAGGGGAGCCUACCCUCUGCGAUGGGCACAACGCUGCCAAGUCUCGAGACGGUUCUCUUCGGUGGCAACAGAUUCGAGGGGCCCAUCCCGUUCUCGCUCCCGAACGCAUCAGGGCUGUCUUUUGUUGAGAUGAGCAUUAACAACUUAGAAGGGAGGAUACCGCCGAAUCUAGGGAGGCUAAGUUAUCUCUCUAAGGUGAACUUAGAGUCGAAUCAACUUGAAACGAGCGAUGCUGAAAGCUGGGAGUUUUUGAGCUCUCUGGCUAACUGCAGCCGGUUGCAGAUGUUGAGCCUAUAUCAGAACGAUCUUAGCGGUGAGUUGCCAAGCUCGAUAGGGAAUCUCUCUGCGAGUAUCCAAGAGCUAAGAUUGAACGGUAACCAAAUAUCCGGUACAAUUCCUUCGUCGAUUGGAAAUCUAGUGAAUUUGACGAUAUUGGCACUGGGGCCGAACCUCCUCACUGGGGUAAUUCCCGAAAGUAUAGGUAAUCUUAAGAAUUUGCAGCUGCUAACAUUGUAUAGAAGCAGGCUAGUGGGAAAUAUUCCAUCUUCCUUUGGCAAUCUCAAUCGAUUAGUAUACCUUUAUCUCACUGGAAACAAUUUGAAUGGCUCUAUACCUUCAAGCCUUGGAAACUUGCAGCAAGUAGAAGAGCUGGGUCUCGGCAAUAAUGAUCUAGGCGGUCAAGUACCUAAAGAAAUUUUCAGCUUAUCCUCCCUUACAUCUUUCGGUUUAUCUUACAACUCGCUCUCUGGAGGCAUUCCCUUUGAAGUCGGUAGCAUGAAAUACCUGAGACUACUGUACGUCGCUGGUAAUAAGUUGACAGGUGAAAUCCCUAGCAGUUUAGGAGAUUGUCAGCUUCUAGAGUCUUUAGAUUUCAAGCAAAAUCUAUUGACUGGAGAAAUCCCUUCAUCUUUAAGCAAUUUAAAAGGUCUUCAAAUGCUAGAUCUUUCGCAAAAUAACCUGUCAGGACCGAUACCUGAUUUUCUUGGGAGAUUGAGCCUUGUAUCCCUAAAUUUAUCAUUCAAUAAUUUCGAAGGCAAGGUGCCAAUGGAAGGGAUUUUUAGAAAUGCAACAGAAACUUCAAUCACGGGAAACAAUGAGCUUUGUGGCGGUAUUUCAGAAUUUCACUUGCCAUCGUGUUCUAUAAAAUCAACUAAAAAGAAAGGGAUAUCCUUGUCGCUGAAAAUAGUGAUUGCAAUAGCUAGCAUUGUGUUCUGCUUACUCUUGCUCAUCUCUCUCGGUUUCAUUUACUGGAAGUCAAAGUCAAGAGGAGAAACGUCUGCAUUUCCAUUGUACAAUAAUCAAUACGUCAGGAUUUCAUAUUUGGAACUGGCAAGGGCAACUGAUGACUUCUCUGCUGACAAUUUGAUAGGCAGAGGAAGUUAUGGCUCAGUGUACAAAGGAACUCUGGUUCAUGAUAAUACUAUUGUGGCUGUGAAGGUAUUCAAACUUGAGAGACAAGGAGCAUUGAAGAGCUUCAUAGAUGAAUCUGAAGCUUUAAGAAAUAUCAGACACCGAAAUCUUAUCAAAAUCCUUACCUCAUGCUCCACAGUUGAUUCCAAAGGCGUAGAUUUCAAAGCGCUAGUGUUUGAAUUCAUGCCUAAUGGAAACCUGGAAACAUGGUUGCAUACAGAAAACAAAGCGCUUACCCUGAUACAGAGGAUGAACAUAGCUGUUGAUGUUGCUGAUGCACUAGGAUAUCUACAUUAUGACUGUCAAAUACCGGUCGUUCACUGUGAUCUGAAGCCUAGCAACAUUCUUCUUAAUGAUGAUAUGGUUGCUCGUGUGGGUGAUUUUGGACUAGCGAGGUUAGUAACUGAUAUGAGCAAGUCUGGAGAGGAUUCUAGCAGCUCAAUUGCGAUAAGGGGCACAAUUGGAUAUGUUCCUCCAGAAUAUGGUGCUGGUGCUGAAGUGUCUACUUCUGGAGAUGUAUACAGCUACGGAAUCCUUUUACUAGAGUUGUUUACAGGAAUAGCACCUACCGAUGAUAUGUUCAAACAUGGUCACAAUCUUCACAACUUUGUCCGAUUGGCGUUUCCUGAUAGAGUUAUGGAGAUCAUAGAUCCAGUUCUACUGUCACAACAAGAGGAGGAACUGCCUACGGAUUCAAGGAUUGGAAUCCAUGAAUGCUUAGAGUCUGUUAUGAGAGUUGGGCUUUCAUGCUCGAAAGAGUCACCAAGAGAACGAGUUGAUAUAAGAUUUGUUGCAACGGAGUUGCGUGCAAUAAGGGAUGCAUUCCUUAGAGUUGGUGUUUAUGGAAUUAAACGGAUAUAUGAUUCUUAAAUUCAUUAACAUGAGAAAUAUGUUGAAAUUUUC
Molecule: messenger RNA, 3087 nt
Organism: Asparagus officinalis (garden asparagus)
Lineage: Eukaryota; Viridiplantae; Streptophyta; Magnoliopsida; Asparagales; Asparagaceae
Product: probable LRR receptor-like serine/threonine-protein kinase At3g47570
Exons: 2
Coding region: 28-3054 (1008 amino acids)
Biological process (GO): protein phosphorylation
Molecular function (GO): protein kinase activity; protein binding; ATP binding
Source: RefSeq, a predicted model, not a curated record